AUGAUCAAAAUUUCGGAUGAGUUGAAAGCAGAGGUCAACCACGCGAUCACCUAUCGGACGGACUCAUCGAUCUAUGUGCUGUAUCAUAACUACCUGCCACUUAACCGAAGUCAUGGGCCAGAUACAAAAUAUCCGCUUCCUUCGUAUAACUACGCCAGCGGGAAGACCAAAAUGGCAGCAUGGUUUGUCACCAAAUGUAAUUCUAGAAGUCCACGAAAUGCAUAUGCAAAGGAAUUAUCACGAUAUAUCGAGGUUGACAUUUACGGAAAGUGUGGCACAAAAUACCUUCCAAGAAGUUCGGCAGCUGAUUGCUUCAAACUACUCGAGAAAGACUAUAAAUUCUACCUGAGCUUUGAGAACAGCUUAUGUCCAGACUACAUAACAGAGAAAGUUUUCAGAAACGCUUACUUCCACAAUGUGAUUCCUAUUGUAAUGGGGGCCUCGAUCGAAGAGUAUAAACGUGUCUCUCCUCCUCAUUCGUUCAUCCACAUUGAUCUCUAUGCUACUGAUACUCGUUUGAAUUAUUUCUCUCUUAUGAUAAAUUCAAAACAGGCUGCAAAUAUGAAGACUCAAGAAGCUUACGAUUUCACAACAUAA
This is a messenger RNA of Heterobilharzia americana, 597 nucleotides long. The record is from the annotation of a GenBank genome assembly. Lineage: Eukaryota; Metazoa; Platyhelminthes; Trematoda; Strigeidida; Schistosomatidae.